Messenger RNA from Vicia faba (fava bean), 339 nucleotides. The record is from the annotation of a GenBank genome assembly. NCBI's taxonomy places the organism in Eukaryota, Viridiplantae, Streptophyta, Magnoliopsida, Fabales, Fabaceae.
AUGAAGAUUAGGGUUUUGAAACUUCAGAAAGCAGCAUUGGUGUGUUUCAGGAAUAUUAUUCUCCUUGGUGUUGGAGAUGUUGGUAUAUCGGUGUCAUCAAGUGCGUUUGAGCUUUUGCUGCAGAAUCUUCACCAUUUGUCGGACUCCGGUCCUGAUGAGAAUGCUGCUAUUUAUAAUACGGUUGCUACAAUUGAGAAUUUGAUUGAGGUGCAACCUGUUGUAGCGGAGUUGGUUUGCGAGAAGACGAAGUUGUUGGGAAGAUUAAGGUGGGGGAGUUUGAUGGGAAUAAGAAAUAUGCGUCAGAGAUUUUGGCGAUUUAGCUGCAGAGUAGUUCUGUGA